Messenger RNA from Monopterus albus (swamp eel), 919 nucleotides. RefSeq names its product solute carrier family 10 member 1 (gene slc10a1). Gene Ontology annotation, molecular function: bile acid:sodium symporter activity. Bases 16 to 909 code for a protein of 297 amino acids. The record is from RefSeq and is a predicted model, not a curated record. Gene Ontology annotation, biological process: bile acid and bile salt transport. Lineage: Eukaryota; Metazoa; Chordata; Actinopteri; Synbranchiformes; Synbranchidae. The transcript is spliced from 7 exons. Gene Ontology annotation, cellular component: membrane.
GUCUUGACUAUUGUCAUGGUUUCACUGGGAUGCACCAUGGAGGUGUCUAAGAUCAAGCAACACAUGGUGAAGCCUAAGGGAGUGGUGAUAGCGUUGCUGGCCCAGUAUGGCGUCAUGCCGCUCACAGCCUUUGGCUUAGCUAAGGCGUUCCAGCUGGAUGACCUGAAAGCGGUGGUGGUUCUGAUCUGUGGCUGCUGUCCUGGAGGAAGUCUGUCCAACAUCCUGGCUCUGUUUCUGCAAGGUGACAUGAACCUCAGUAUUUUGAUGACUGCCUGCUCCACCUUGCUGGCUCUGGGCAUGAUGCCCCUUCUGAUCUACCUCUACUGCCAGGGCUUUGCUAACCUGCACAACGUUGUGCCCUAUGUUGACAUCAUCAUAGCACUGGUCAUGCUCCUCAUACCCUCGGGUGUUGGCAUCCUCAUCAACUACUACAGGCCACAGUACGCCAAGUUAAUCACAAAGAUAGGACUCAUUAUCAUGGGGAUUUCUGUGGUGGUGGUCAUCAGCCUCACCAGCAUUGGAAUCGGAGGCUCCAUCCUGACCGUGUUGUCUCCUCCACUCAUGGUCAUCGCCGCUGUCAUGCCCUUCAUAGGCUACGCCUUUGGAUACAUCAUCUCCUCACUCUUCAAACUCAACCAACCGGAGCGGAGGACUGUUGCCGUGGAAACAGGCUGCCAGAACAUCCAGCUGUGCAUCACCAUCUUGAAGAUAGGCUUUCCCCCAGCGGUGAUGGGCCCCCUCUUCCUAUUCCCCACAGUCUACGCGUCCUUCCAGCUGAUGGAAGCGCUGGUGCUCAUUGUGCUGCUCAGGUGUUACCAGAGGUUUACACAAAAGGAGAAAGACAUAUACCAGCCUGCAACAACUGAAGACACCCUGAAGGAGCCUGAUUCAACCCGGACAGAGCUCUGACGCUCACAAG